Mauremys reevesii (Reeves's turtle) is the source of this 2581-nucleotide messenger RNA. RefSeq names its product P-selectin-like. The coding region runs from base 134 to 1072 and encodes 312 amino acids. The transcript is spliced from 6 exons. The record is from RefSeq and is a predicted model, not a curated record. Lineage: Eukaryota; Metazoa; Chordata; Testudines; Geoemydidae.
GGAGGGGAUGCAGUGAGGUUCUGCACGCUGAGAAGGAAGUGCUGCUAGACACAGCCAAGCAGAGGGACGGUUUAAGUCGUCUCCGGUCCAGGGAUUGAGCGAGAGGGGAGGAGAGUGGAGGCUGGCACUGGAGAUGGGCAGCACCGGAGGACUCUGCUCCAGUCCAAGGGCUUGGGGAUGUGGCUGGAAUGGUGCCCGACUCCUGUGCUUCGCCGCCAUUAGCUGGGUGCUCGUGACUCAGAUGGAAGUGGGAGCCUGGACCUACCAUUAUGGUGCCAAAUCUGAUUACUCAUGGGAGCUGGCCAGAAACUUUUGCAGGUCAUUCUACACCGACCUCGUAGCAAUCCAGAACCAGAGGGAAAUUGCUUAUCUCAACAGUGUCUUACCCCACUCUAGAACAUACUACUGGAUUGGGCUACGAAAGAUAAACAAUGUCUGGACGUGGGUUGGUACCAACAAGGCCCUGACGAAGGAGGCUGAGAACUGGGCUAACAGGGAACCCAACAAUAAAGGGAGGGACCAAGACUGUGUGGAGAUUUACAUAAAGAGGGACCGUGAUGCUGGAAGAUGGAACGAUGAGCACUGCCAAAAGAAAAAGAGGGCUCUGUGUUACCAAGCCUCUUGCCAGCGUUCCUCCUGCAGCCAGCGCGGCGAGUGCGUGGAGAACAUCGGGAACUACACCUGUGAUUGCUACCCUGGCUUCUCCGGGCCGGAGUGUGAACACGAAAUUACCGACCUGAUGGUGAAUCAAACCCCAGCCAGUGUCAGUGAUUUGGAAGGCUCAGAACUUACCAUGAAUUGUACAUUCAAGACAGUCAAUGACCACAGUACCAUGUAUGUGCGAUGGUAUAACUAUGGGACUGAGGGACUAAAGCAAGAGCUGGUGAAUGAGAGUGAGGUGAUCACAACCCUGCAUUUGGCCAAUGGGUUUGCCUCUCUCACUUUGAAGAACAUGAAUUCAUCUAAUAUAGGAACCUACGUGUGUGAGGUGGGGAUCACAGCAAGGAACCUGUCUGUGUCAGGAGCUGGAACCCAGGUGACCAUCACUCCUGUCAAUCGGACAAUAUGGUGAUCAGCUGUUACAGCGUACACCUGGAGAUGGAGCUCUCAGACACCUGUUACCCCGGCAUUCCCCACAAACACAGUGCUGACCAUCUUGCCUGCUAGAUUCUGCACCUGCAAAUAAACCUUGAACUGAAUGGAAGGGAGGGGAGGGGAUACUGGAUAAUUGGAAGGGAGUUCACGGGUGUUCAGAAUAAAAAGACUCCUCUCUGACACCCUUCUUUGAGGCAGCUGAACCUGGUGAUCGGUGGUGGCUUAGGCAGUCUCAGUGGCAUCUGAGCCAUAGGAAAAUAUGAGAUGAACAUUUAUGUUACCUAAAGAUUCCCCAUUGUGCUACCUAGCAAUCACUUUAGAGCAGGGGAGUGGAAAUUAUGGUCCAUGGGCCAGAUCUGGCCCGCUGGAUUGCCAGCCUGAUCGCACAGCAGGGCUAAGGCAGGCUUUCUACAUGCCCUGGCCCCACACCGCUCCCGGAAGCAGCUGGCACCACUUUGCUGCAUCCCGUGGGGAGUGGGGGGCAGAGGGCUCCAUGCGCUGCCCUCACCUGCGGACACUGCCCCCCCUCCCGCAGCUCCCAUUGACUGGGACGGGGAACCAUGGCCAAUGGGAGCUUCGUGGGUCAUACCCACAGGUGAGGGCGGCGCAUGGCGGAGUCGCCUGCCCCACCCCACCCCCAGGAGCCGCUGCCGGACAUGCUGGCUGCUUCUGGGAGCAGCACGGGGCCAGGGCAGGCAGGGAGCCUGCUUGAGCCCCGCUGUGCACUGCUGCCACACCGGAGCCACUCGAGGUAAGUGGCACCGGGCCAGAGCCCACACCCCAAACCCCUCCUGCACUCUGCACCCCAGCCCCAGGCCUUGAGCCCCCUCCUGAACCCCAAUCCCCUCCCAUGAGCCCCCUCCUGCACCCAACCCCCCUGCUCUGUGUCCCCCCUGCACCCUGCACCCUUCCUACACUCCAACCCCUUUCCCUGAGCCCCUUCCUGCAAACCACACCCGCACUCCCUCCCGUACCCCAACCCCAUGCUCCAGCCCUACCUUCAUGGCCCUGCAAUUUCCCCACCUAGCUGUGGCCCUCGUCUACCCCUGCUUUAGCGGCUCAUGGAACCCUUGAAGUGAAGAUGCUCAGAACAGGGGCCAAAAACUCUCUUCCCUAUAAUUGGUUCAGCUGCUUGUCGGUCAAAGAGGAAAUGGAAACAUCUGCUGGGAAUUGCUGUUCCGUGGGUUCAGACGGCCCCCUUGCUGAAGUCAACUAGUGUACAGUUAAGCACAUGCUUAAGGGUUUGCAGGAUUGAAGCCUCUAUAAAGGACCAUGUUUUUAUAACUGGCUUUUCUUUUAAUUGUUUUACACAUGCUGCUCUCUAAUAGUUAGAUUGUCUUACACCCGAGGCUAAGGCUAUGCACUUACCAAGUGUUUUAAUACAAUUCUCAUAACUCUGGCUAUUCUUGAUGUCCCUAUAAAUACCUGCAUCCGAUGAAGUAGGCUGUAGCCCACGAAAGCUAAUGCUCAAAUAAAUUUGUUCAUC